Molecule: messenger RNA, 1380 nt
Organism: Pneumocystis murina B123
Lineage: Eukaryota; Fungi; Ascomycota; Pneumocystomycetes; Pneumocystales; Pneumocystaceae
Exons: 16
Coding region: 1-1380 (459 amino acids)
Biological process (GO): glycolytic process; intracellular glucose homeostasis; glucose 6-phosphate metabolic process
Cellular component (GO): mitochondrion; cytosol
Molecular function (GO): ATP binding; D-glucose binding; fructokinase activity
Source: RefSeq, a predicted model, not a curated record
AUGGACCCUAUAGAAGGUAUACCUGAUGAAAUAUUAAAAGAAAUAAACGAACUGGAAAUGUUUGUUAUAAAAAAGGAAGAAUUAAAUAAUAUCAUAGAUAAAUUCGUUCAACAAUUAGAGAAAGGAUUAUCAAAACAAGGGGAAACAAUUCCUAUGUUUCCCACAUGGAUUUUAGGAUACGCCAAUGGAGACGAACAAGGCACCUAUUUAGCUCUUGAUAUAGGUGGUACUAAUUUUAGAUUAUGUAAAGUUAAUUUAUACGGAAAGAGAAAAUUUGAUAUCGUACAAUCAAAUUACAACAUUUCUCAAGAAUUAAAGAAAAGUAAUUCAGACGUAUUUUUUGGAUUCGUAGCGAAAUGUCUUAAAGAUUUUUUGAAAGAACAUCAUGAAAUCAAAAAAGACAUAACACUAGGGUUUACUUUUUCAUAUCCAUGCAGACAAGACAGAAUUGAUCAAGGGAUUCUCAAACAUUGGACAAAAGAAUUCGACAUAAAAAAUGUCGAAGGUCAUGAUGUUGUAGAAAUCCUUACCAAAGCAAUUGAGAAAGAAAAUAUUUCUGUAAAAGUUGUUGCUCUAGUAAAUGAUACUGCCGGUACUUUAAUAGCUUCAAAUUAUGUCGACAGUACAACAGAACUUGGUGUGAUUUUUGGAACAGGAUCUAAUGCUGCAUACAUGGAACAAGUAAAAUACAUUCCAAAAAUUAAACAUUUAAAUCUGCCUCCAGAUCUUCCUAUUGCUAUAAACUGCGAAUGGGGUUCAUUCGAUAAUGAGCAUCUCGUUCUUCCACGUACAAAGUAUGAUAUUCAACUUGAUUUAGAAUCUAGAUCUCCAGGACAGCAAACAUUUGAAAAAAUGGUAUCUGGGUUUUAUCUAGGAGAAAUCCUAAGACAAAUUUUAUUGGAUUUAUAUAAGAAAAAAUUAUUUUUUAAAGAACAAUAUCUUGAAAUGUUGAAAUGUCCGUAUUCUCUUCAAACAUCAUAUUUAAGUAUUAUUGAACUAGAUACUCAUGAAGAUCUUACAGAAACAUAUAAACUUUUCAAAACACAAUUUCAUAUAGAAUGCACAAUAUUUGAAAGGAAAAUUAUUAAAAGAAUUACGAAAUUGAUAGCAAAGCGAUCUGCAUAUCUCAGCGCUUGUGGAAUAGCAGCAAUAUGUAAAAAAAAAAAUAUUAAGGAAUGUUCUGUAGGUGUGGAUGGCAGUGUAAUAAAUAAAUAUCCUGGUUUUAAGAAACAGGUUUGCGAUGCAUUAAAAUGUAUACUUGAGCCAUAUGGAGACAAAAUUAAAUUAAUCAAUGCACAAGACGGAAGUGGUGUUGGUGCAGCUAUUAUUGCUGCUAUAACUACUCAAAGAAAAGAAAAGGGCGAAUUCAUUCAUAUUUAA